AUGCUACUAGUCGACAGAAUUCAUUGCAUACCAAAGCCACGACAUUUACCUGACUCCACGCCGAGAGACAUCUUGCUCGGCGUGCAUUAUUUCCACAGAAAGGAACACAUUCAACGAGCCAGUAGAAAUAAGGUGAAGCCGCACGGAGAUUACCCAACUGUGAGAAUCUUCAAUGAUCUGUCAGCAGCCACCCUACGCCAGCGAAAAGAUUUCUCCUACAUCCUGGAAGCCAUACGAGCACACGGCCUGCGGAACAGAUGGGACUUUUCCACAAAACUUCUGAUCACCAAAGAUGGCGGCAUUAUAACCAUACUUACGCCUGAAGAUGACCUGCAAAAAUCGAAAGCAUGGGGAAUCCCGCCGCCACCCAUAGAACGAGAGAUCCAGAUGGGGGGGAAACUCAGCAAAGGACCGCAGCCUCGAAAAAACAAGAACAUCCGAAGGACUCUUGAGGGCUUAAGCAAGUAUUCUGAACAUAUACAUGACCAAAUGUGUUGA
Pelobates cultripes (western spadefoot toad) is the source of this 498-nucleotide messenger RNA. Lineage: Eukaryota; Metazoa; Chordata; Amphibia; Anura; Pelobatidae. The record is from the annotation of a GenBank genome assembly.